Messenger RNA from Drepanopeziza brunnea f. sp. 'multigermtubi' MB_m1, 1476 nucleotides. RefSeq lists its product as uncharacterized. Gene Ontology annotation, cellular component: nucleolus. Lineage: Eukaryota; Fungi; Ascomycota; Leotiomycetes; Helotiales; Drepanopezizaceae. The record is from RefSeq and is a predicted model, not a curated record. Gene Ontology annotation, biological process: ribosome biogenesis. Gene Ontology annotation, molecular function: protein binding.
AUGUCGAAACGACCCGCGGAGGAAGACGAGAAUGGGGGUGUUUCUCUGAAGGGUGGUGAGCGCCAGGAAAAGUCGGCUUUGGACAACGAAGUCGGCGAGUUCGAGGAUGAGUUCGAGGACGAGUACGAGAGUGAGGAUGAGAUUCUGGAGGCUGGAGUUGACGGCAGACCGGAUGAUGAGAGAGAGGCCGAGGAGAAAGCUGAGGCUAUGGAUGUGGACCAGCAGACGUUCAUCGUUGGCAGAAAUAAGCUGGAACCAGGACAGUUCCUGGAGCCGGAUCUUUCCACGUACGAGAUGAUACACGCAUUGAGUACGCCGUGGCCGUGCCUUUCCUUUGAUAUUAUCAAAGACAACUUGGGGGACAACCGGAAAACAUACCCCGCUACGAUGUACGCAGUUGCGGGAACACAAGCUGAGGGCAGACGGUCGAAGGAGAAUCAGUUGAUGGUCAUGAAAUUCAGCGGUCUGAGCAGAAUGGAGCGGAAUCAAGAGGAUUCGGACUCGGAUGACGACGAGGACGAAGAUGCUGAUCCUAUACUCGAGUCUGCUUCAAUUCCCUUUACUUCUGCCACGAACCGUAUCCGCGCCCACCAAAUACCAGCCUCCAAUUCCUCGAAACCUCCGACGACUUUGACUGCCUCUAUGACUGAAGCCGGCCAAGUUUUGAUCCACGAUGUUACCCCUCAUCUCGCCUCCUUCGAUACCCCUGGAAUGAUCAUUACCCCGCAACAAAACAAACCCCUUUCCACUCUGAAGAUGCACAAGUCAGAAGGAUACGGUAUCGCUUGGUCUCCUCUCUUCUCCACUGGAAAACUUAUUACGGGUGACAACGAUGGCAAGAUCUACGUUACCACAAGAUCCGAUGGAGAGCGCUGGGAGACCGACUCGCGUCCCUUCACUGGCCAUACUGGUAGUGUCGAGGAGCUGCAAUGGAGUCCUUCUGAACGCAACGUCUUUGCUUCUGCAUCAAGUGACGGCACCAUCAAAGUCUGGGAUAUACGGAGCAAGAGCAAGACCGCAGCCUUGAGCGUUCAAAUCAGUGACACGGAUGUCAACGUCAUGUCCUGGUCUCGUCAGACAUCGCAUCUGCUCGCCUCCGGCGCCGACGAUGGAGUCUGGGCAGUCUGGGACCUGCGUCAAUGGAAGCCUAAUACUUCAGCCUCGUCUCCCAAGCCGACCCCAGUGGCGAGCUUUGACUUCCAUAAGGAGCAGAUUACCAGCGUGGAGUGGCAUCCUACGGACGACAGUAUUGUGGCUGUCGCUGCGGGCGAUGACACUUUGACACUGUGGGACCUGGCGGUAGAGCUUGAUGAUGAAGAGAGUAAGGAUACGGGUGGCGUGACGGAAGUUCCUCCUCAGCUGCUCUUCGUUCACUAUAUGGAGAAAGUCAAGGAGCUGCAUUUUCAUCCCCAGAUACCCGGAUGCUUAGUGGGUACUGGCGAGUCUUUUAACAUCUUCAAGACAAUCAGUGUUUAA